Molecule: messenger RNA, 2019 nt
Organism: Betta splendens (Siamese fighting fish)
Lineage: Eukaryota; Metazoa; Chordata; Actinopteri; Anabantiformes; Osphronemidae
Product: RING finger domain-containing protein
Exons: 3
Coding region: 440-1069 (209 amino acids)
Biological process (GO): protein ubiquitination
Molecular function (GO): ubiquitin protein ligase activity
Source: RefSeq, a predicted model, not a curated record
AAAAAUACCUCACGCGACACGAGGAGACCAGCGGAACUACACGCGCGCAGUGGGCCAGUUGACACCGGCAGUCCUUCACAUGUUGCACAAUCCCACCAGCGGCGAGCGUAGUUACGCGUCUGAGGACCCAGUUCGCUAACCAUCUCGCCACCACGGGUUUAAUUACUGCACAGCACAACAUGCUGGUGCCUCGCGGGGGAGCAGGCGGAGAGGGGGGCGUGUGGAGUCAGGUGAGACGCAUCAGAACCGGGGGACGCUCCGGCACAGGCGGCCGCUCCGUGUCAGGACGCGGCCUGAGGUGCACAACAGACGGAUCUGAAGAAACAUGAAGGGAAACCCCGGGGCCGGAGGCUGGCGUCAGCGCGCCGGGAACUGAUUCUACGACGUUAUUUCAAAGAGUCAUCCGCAGGUUUUAACAAUAAGCCUCCAAACAGCUGUAAUGACGGAGCACGUGGUCCCCACUCUUCUGCAGGGUGCCGCAGCACCCACAGGGGAACCCAUGGAUGUGGAGUGCCCCAUCUGCUACCAGGAGUACAACCAGCAUAACAAAUGCCCCCGGAUGCUGGAGUGCCUUCAUGUGUUCUGCACCGAGUGCCUCCAGAGGCUCCGGCUGUGCCCCCGUGAGCCCAGCGACCCGUCCAGCCCACCAGCUAUCCCCUGCCCCCUGUGCCGCCACCUCACACCGCUCGGAACCGGCAGCGCCCUCUGCCUCCCCUCCAACUCCCGCAUCCUGGCCAAACUGCCCCCAAUGGCCUUCCACUUGCCCAUGAGCAUGGCAGCCCGGCUGGCCUCGGCCUCGCCGAGAGUGCUGCUCUCCUUGGAGGGCGAGAGCAGGGACACCCGCUUCAUCAUCCUGCCCACCGUCAGCCUGCGGGUCCAGCAGAUGCACCCGGAGAGGCCGUACGGCGCGGCCCCCGGCCUGCUGGCGGAGGAGGAGGUGAUGCAGCAGAGCAAGAGCAAGCUGUUCUGUGUGAAGAUGCUGGCGGUCGUCUUCUGGGUGCUGUUCGCGAUCACGUGUGUGGUCGGCGUGGUGUUUGGGCCGCAUUUCUUUACCAGGAAGCGUGAGUAGGAAACAGGAUUUCAAUUUUAUAUAACUGUGAAGCAGGUGCCUUCAAACUUUUUAAACAUCCAUUGUGAUGACAUUUAGAAGAGAACAGAGCACAGAUAGUCUUUAAAUUAUUUAUGGAAAUUUCAUUCAGAUCCACUUUUUAUAGUGAUCCUUACUCGCUGUACUGCACAUCCGAGUGGUGCCAGUAGGCUGGUGAAGAGCUCCCUCUAGUGGUUUAUUUAUUAUUUGGCCAAAAUUCUACUCUCACUUUAAACAAAACGAAAUCUAUUUGUUUACACAGAAACUGACAGGAUAAGAAACUGAAUUUUCUGAAUUUUUCAUUCAACACUUAAUAGAUCAAAUCUGUCUGCAAGACAGAAAAAUUAAAUAAAUCAUUAUUUAUAAUCAUUAUGUCAUUUGUUUCAGUUUGUAGGUUAGUUCUUGGGCUGUUUUGAUUUUAAUUGCUGAAUAAUAAAUCUAUUAAUACUGACUUGUCAAUCCACAUCUGAACUGUAGUCCACCUGCUCAUGUUCUGAAAUCAUGUGUAUGAAUAGAAACCAUCUUUGUGUGUAAACUAAUUCCAUUAGCAAUCUGCUGGUCACCAGCUGGGCUUUCUCUGUUUUUGGUUAAAUACACAUUUUAUUUGUAUUGUGUGUAUUGAGUUUCACUUCACUCUAAUCUUUAUACUUGCUUGUAGAAUUUAACCACAAGCACUAAUGAUGAUACAGAUGUUAAUUUUAUACUUCACAUGUAUAUACAGAGAUGAUAAAUAUGCUAAUUGAUUUAUUUCAACAUUUUAUUAGUUGAUUACAAGUGUGCAAUGUAUCACAAAAUAUCGAUUGUCAAAUAAAGUGAUAAAAGUACUUGAUUUUAUUACCUUGAUAAUUUCCAUUUUAAUCAUGUGGAAGUAUUGUAGUAAAUGAUAGUAAAACUGCAAAAUAAUCAAUAUAAACUUUUCCCUUGCUGGAAAU